Mycena citricolor is the source of this 377-nucleotide messenger RNA. The record is from the annotation of a GenBank genome assembly. NCBI's taxonomy places the organism in Eukaryota, Fungi, Basidiomycota, Agaricomycetes, Agaricales, Mycenaceae.
GUAGUCAUCACAAGCCUAGUUGACGGAGACGAGGUGGCAUGGGAAAGGAACCCAGUUGGGAAUCCAUCCGAAGAACAUUCAGAAGUGCAGAGAAGGCAAGGGUUUGUGGCGAGGUGCUCAAAGGAUGCACAAAGCAGCGAGCCGAGAAAACGAUAAUCAUCCUUUGUUUUGAUUUCCUUCGCGAAAUGAGAAGCUACGCGCCCCCGUCUCAGAAGAUCGUGGAAAGUGAAUCCAGGAAUCAAACGGUUGGACAUUGUUAAGUAUACUCUUGCGGUUCUCAUGUGCUUCUCCCGUGGCAUGCAGUGCAUCUGAAUUUUUGGAUUUCGUCUCUAUGUGCGCCGACGCUGACUGAAUUACGCCACAGAAGAAAAUCAAAG